Lactuca virosa is the source of this 285-nucleotide messenger RNA. NCBI's taxonomy places the organism in Eukaryota, Viridiplantae, Streptophyta, Magnoliopsida, Asterales, Asteraceae. The record is from the annotation of a GenBank genome assembly.
AUGAAGGAGGCGUAUGUGGUUGUUGGUGUAAAGAAGGGAAAACAGGUGGCACGCAUGCAGUCGGUUGGUAAUAGCCCUGGCUCGUCUGAUCCGGACGCUGAGGCACAAUCUAUUAAUGCAAUGCAUGCUGCAAUUAAGGCUUUUGUCAAGGCGGAUUUCGCAUCCUACCUCCACUUGGGUGAGCUCGGCCUUGCUGAUCUUCGCCAAUUGUGCUCUGAAGAGGAAGAACACGUUCCAGAUGGUAGCAUUGGGGGCACUGCUUCGACUCAACCUCGCCAGGGUUAA